Echinostoma caproni is the source of this 5331-nucleotide messenger RNA. NCBI's taxonomy places the organism in Eukaryota, Metazoa, Platyhelminthes, Trematoda, Plagiorchiida, Echinostomatidae. The record is from the annotation of a GenBank genome assembly.
UCUGUCCCCGUUUUUCAUCACACGGAAGAUCUUCUUGAGGCCGCUCGUCGACUAAACUUCAUGGCUGGGACUCAGGAGUUAGACCGACUAUUGGAGGAAUUGCGCCUGACCAGUAUGAACAUGGCCUCAGGUCUUCCUCCAAUUGGAUCUCAACAUCAUUCGAUUUAUACCACCACACUUAAACAAAGACCACCGAUGGGUCCACGCCAGCUUAGCCAAAUUCAUCUGACAAUCGAUCCGGAAUGUGGAACGGCGGAAGCAACACAGGGUUCGUCAUCACUUGUGAACGGUCAAGGUCCAACCCGACGCGAGCAGCUACUGGAAUCGGAACUGAAUUCAGCGCGACAAGAACUGGCUCAACUGCGUCGUGCCAUUAGUUUGGUCGACGAGAGGCGAAAUGCAACGCGUCACGAAGAACUGACCAGUCGGUUGUCCCCGUCUCGUUUACCGCCAUCCCGUUCACCCGGCCCCAUACACCAACAAACUCAACAACAGCAACAAUUUCUAUCAACUUCUGCUUCUUCCUAUUACAGUCAGCAACAACAACAACAACAACAACAUGGUCACAGGUCCAGAAAGCCCAUCAUUAUCAACGUGGUGAUGAUUGGUGCAGAAUGUGCCAAUUGCAAUCGUGUGAGUAAAGUUUAUGAAAAUAAAAUAACGAGCGGUGGUGAAACCCAACCGAUGAACAGUUCUUUGCAAGAAACAAAACAAACCUCAAACUCCAGUUCUGUGCGAAGAAAACCGCUACGCUCUUUUGGUCACCGUCAAUCGGUCACAACCGAGAUCCCCGUUCGUGUUCAAUCAUUUACCGUGAACGGAUCGACCGGUGAUCACGUGACUACCGAGCAACAUGAUUCAAACAAAACCAAUCACACUGUGACUGGAACAUCCCUAUAUUCAGGAACCGGGGGUUGUAGCUCUCUCUACAAACGUCAAAACUGUCACGAACCGAAUUGUAAUUAUUGUUUGUCUCAGACCCCCGGUGUCAGUGGAACAAACUGUUGUGUACUGAAUGCAGAUAGUGGCUCAUCGAGCGAACGAGAAGAUCAAUAUCCGACUAUCCGGGUGAAGAGCCCUAGCAAACGGAAAUCCAAGUCCUACUGGGACCAGAAAAAAGUUAACGAGACGGAUAAUAUAAUCCGAAAAAACCGAGAGGAAAAAAUUCUCACAGCCAAGACCAACAACGGGGCUGGCCAUAUUAUACCAAUCAUUGUUGAAUCCAAAUCACCAAGACUGAAGGAAAUUGAGAUCACCCAAGUUCCAACAACGCCACUUCAGUCAGGCUACGCUUUCCAGCAACGUCAUCAUCAUCAUCACCAAGUGAUACCUGUACAAAUGCGUCCACCACAACAUCCUCAGGGACAUCGACAAAGACAUCAGCACUCACAAUAUGUACAGCACAGACGAGAACAAACAUACAGACACUUGCGUACAACUUCUGUAACCACAACCUGUUCCAGCACAGACACAGAGAAUACGCACCAGAUUCCUAUUUUCCGUGAUCAUGCAGAUUUGCCUUGGCCAAAACCGAGACAAAUCUCCGUUGAACACAUCCCAGUAACGUUAUCCGUUGAGCAUACACACGCAGACGACGGUAUCGAACAGGACGCAAUGCUUCGUACCAGCGGAAAUGUGGAUUACGCAGACACGCAUCAUAUUCGUCAACCUCGAUCCCGGGACAGUUCUGUGUCCGAUCCAGUGUCACGUCGAAGUACACCACGAAGCGAGCUGUUCACCCGAAUGGAGCCAUUAUUUCCACAAUAUGCUGAACUGCGCAGUAGUCAGAUAUUGUUUGCCCGAGAGGAACCUAUCUCUAGUGCGACAUCGAAAAAUACCUCGGCAAGCAAUGGGAAAGUAGGUCUUGAGGAAUCCGCGAAGCGAAAUCGAGGAUAUGAUAACAAAGAGACUGACAGUUCCAUCGGCGGCUUCAGCAACAGUACUAUUUCAAACAGACCUGGCAGGUCGGGGAUAGAGAAUGGUCAUCGGAGUAUGGUGAAUACGACCGGUACCAACGGCCUUUCAACCAAAGAUAAUGAUGACGGUCAUAGUCAACCUACGACUGCAUCAAAUUCUCGUAUGGCUUCCGAUGCUAAUGAAUCAGGAGUCCGGAACGGUGAAAGAAACAGCACGAUUACCACUAAGCCAGCUUAUCCAAUGCUGCGCUCUCGAGUCACACAGCCACUACAUUUACACACUGGAUCCGAUUUGUUAACCACAAUGGGUCCGAGCCCAGAUCGUCCUCAGCGAACUUCUACAAUUACAAAAACUAUAGACCGACGCUCCGGAUUGAAUUCGGAACAAGAGAACACACCGACUCCUCAUACACGAUCCUCACAUUCUCCGACAACUCCAGCUCAAUCUGGCGUCGAGAACGUACAAUUGAUGCGUGUGGAUGCGCAUCCAACUGUAUCCGUAUCGUAUUUACCACGUUCUGAAUCACGAUUACCCGGUGACCGUAAUUCGAUCGGUUCGAGUCCGCGUUCCAUGAGUCCCCGACCACCCAGUGCACCACGAUAUCCAUCCGGUACUGGCCUGUCAGCUGCUGCUGCUGCUGCUACUCUGAUCACUCCUGACGUUGAAUCCGACCUGGCCUACCGUCGUGUCACUUCGGUGUCCGGUGCGACUGGAAGGUCAAGUUACUCGGCCCAUCGAGAACGGCUACGACAGGAACGGGAACAGGAAUUGUUGAUGAGACAGCAACAGAGUCAACGGCAACGCCUAAUGGCCGCCUCGUCCACAGGAUUGCAUGAACAACACUCAUUGCAACAACAAUCAAGACAUCAACAACAAUAUCGAUCACUGUCUGCGGUUAAUCAAACCGGGGGUACGGAAGCUUUCGAGGAGAUUGAGACCAUUAUCCUGCAACCGAUUGGUCGUGGAGUUCAGGAUAUUGACUCACGCGUCGGAUCACUGACAACGUUAGCCCGAGCGCCUGGAGGAUCUCUGAUGGACGGUAAGCCAGAUUUAUCAACAUUCCGAAGAAAUAAUACAAUCUCGCGUUCGGAAAAUGUGAACCCGCAACUGUUUACUGAGGGUCGAGUUCGCAGCUCCAGCCCCUUAGGUGUGCCAAACGAAUCCGUCGACAAUCGCUCCUCACUAGUCACCCGCACGCUUCCCAGAAGCGUGGAACAUCCCCACGGACAUCUCACUCUCCUUCAACAGCAGCAGCAACAACAACAACAGCAACAAGUGCAUCAGGAACCACAUAUUAUUCAGCAACAUCAUUCUCAUCCGCAUUCCCAACCGCCCCACCUCCAACAUUCUCAUCAUCAUCAUCAUCAACAACAACAACAAUCGUAUCAUCCGAAAUCUUAUCGCGACGGACAUAUGCGAACAGACACACGCGUGUCCACACCCACAAUUCUGGUUGGUCCGGAUCCACACUCCGAUAUUCGUUUUACCACGGCAUCAAAACUGCCAACGUCUAGUCCACCAAUAGUUGCAAGACGUUCAAAAGGACUAAAUAGUCAGCCAGAUAUUAUAUCUCAUCACUCGACUCGACGAUACACUCCAAUUCCGUCCAUAGAAGAUGAUAGUGAAUUUGCCAUCCUGGGCACUGACGGAACACGACGACAUGUGGUCACGGCUGAUCCUAGUGAGGAACGUGCCACCCCCUCUCCGCCAAUUAUCAGCCCCAAUCCUUACGAUCAGCGUAACAGACGCGCGGAACAAAUCGUACGGCAGUCCGUGGAAGAGCUACAUCAACUACAAGUGGAAGUUCCAGAACCGGAAUCGUUCCGACAACCUCAAAUUCCGGUUAUGCGUCAGACACAUGAAAUUGUGACACAAAUUUCGCCGAGUCCAGCUACCAGACUGGACGCACAACCAGACGCGGGACUUCAUCGUAUGGACGACGGACAACGCACGGGUUUGACCCGACGCGGUUUCUCAUCAACACAAUUUCUACAUCGAAACACAUCGAACUCGGACAUCACCAAGCCAACCGUGCUAUCCCAUCAACAGGCUCAUCUUGGCUCUCAACCGCUUGGACCCUCUCGCUUCGGAACCUCGUCGACAGCACAACAGAUGAGUGCCAGUCGGAGUCAGCUGUCCACGACCAGUUCGACCAUUAUUGCCCCUGUUUCUGCUGCUGCCACAUCUGCCCUGAUGUCAAACGGAUGGAAAACAGAGCCCACAAAACGUGCAUUCACAGACGCGGUAGAUGGGGAUAGCAAUCUGUCCAUUGUACAAGAGACUGCACCAGCUUGGUACAGACCAACCCUAUCCCGAGAAGCAGCCAUUAGUAUUUUGCGUCAGCAGCCCCCGGGCAGCUUCCUCAUUCGUGACAGUACCACAUUCAAAGACGCGUUUGGUUUAGCAGUGAAAGUGGCCACUUUACCACCAAAGGUUACACCAAAAUCUGACGAUCUGCAAUCGGAACUCGUCAGACACUAUCUGAUCGAGGUGGUCAACGCUCCAAAUCGGGGCGUUCGUUUGAAGGGGUUUGCCAGUGAGCCUGUGUUUCCCAGUCUGGCCGCUCUGAUAAAUCAGCACACGAUCGAUCCACUUGCAUUGCCCUGUCGUCUAAUUCUACCCCCGAUCCCCGCCCACCUACCUACCGCGAGCACCGCCACCCUGCCACCAAUUGUGAUCGGGACGACCACACCACUGCUACAAACACCCAACACUCAGACUUUGGCCGACCUUGGUAAUCCGGCGGAUAACGCAACUGUGACCAGUGCAGGAAGUGUUAUCGGUGGUGGAGCUCCAUCUGACGCCGGAUCUGCCCAAGUGGACAAUCUCAGUACUAGCGGUGCUGUUGUGACUUCCGUUAGUCCAGUAACUCGUGCAGAUGGAGGUACGUCUACCCCAGCCAAUAACGAUGGUAUACCCACGGCAUCGUCACCGAACGUGCCAUUCGUUUGUGUACUACAUGAGAGUCCGACAGCAGUCGAAGGCCAGUUGAGUCAGGGUUUGACUUUUCGGUGUUUAAUGCUUGGUUCUGUGGAUACCCCUCAAUGGAACACAGAAAUGUGUUUUGCCCGAGCAGUUGAUCAACUGAUUCCACUCACACUGUUAACCGCUGCCGAUUGUGAUCGUGGCAUGAGUCGCGUGCGGUACACUGAGGUUCAGCUUCAUGUCAGCUCGCAUGAUGGAAUCACCAUAAUCGAUUUACAGCGGCGUUUGUUCCUGCGACGUCACCUACCCAAUCACGUGCUCAUGUACUGCGGUAUAGAGCCAAGGAAGAAAGAGAUUUUUGGCAUUGUGGUGCGCAAGGGGAUCAGCGAAUGCACCACUCACGUGUUCACGGAAUGUGAUCCCAUACACACGGCCGAUUCGAUUGUCCGACAUAUUCGAUCCACUUACCCCCAUAUGAAUGUACGGUAA